AUGAAACCGGCUCAGGAGCGCAACCAGGAGUGCCUGCCUCCUAAGAAGCGGGACCUUCCUGUUAGCAACUGUGGCGGCGCCGCGGGGACGCCAGCAGUGGGGUCUGUUAUGGAAAGAGGAGGUGUCGUUGUUGGAGAGGAUGAAGUAGGCUCCAUUCAAAACUGUGUAGCCAACAGUGAGUCUCAGGGAGAGUGGCUGCGAACUCAUUACGGAGGAGACUCUUCUGAAGGCAUAUCAGCAAUCCCAGUAGACCAGUACAGUAUGCUUUACAAAGUGGCUCUACCUUCAGUUACGUACUCGCCCAGCAGUCCUCACCCAGUGUUAAGCCACAUUUCUCCAGCCUACACUGUACACUCUCCCCUCUUGCAGCACCCGGGCCUUCCUUAUCCUCCUUUGGGCUACGCACAGCUCCCUCAUUCUUCCCUCCAGUUCGUCAGCUCCCCAUAUGCAGCAGUUCCGUACACUUUACCGCCCGGUUUUGUCCCCAGUUCGUUAAUCUCCCCCUCAGGAACUAUCCCUCAGGCCCACGCCGUGUCCCACCUUGUCCCUUACCCCUCUGUCAUACAAGAAGGUGUGGUUUCUCCGCCACCCCAGGCUCAGGUCGCCGCUCAUACCUUUGCCAAAGUUUCCGGGUCCAGCAGCGUCCCGCUGAUGUUGCCUUCUGAGCAGGCCGCCCAGCAGCACCUCAGCGCCGUUGGAGUGGUGUCCGCCGCAGAGCUCGGCUCGCGGGAGAUGCCGGUCUUCUACCACCCUCAGGGUGCCGCCAGGGCCGCUGCCUCCAGGGAUGGCCAAGAUGUGCACCAGGAAAAGGAGCCAGAAAUGAACGGAGGGGGUAAGGACCAGGUGGCCAGGGAGCUACCGUGUGACUCUUACGCUGGCAGGAAUGCACGGGUGCAGCAGGUAGCUGCCGUCCUCCCGGCGCAUGAGCCUAACCAGAAACGUCGGUUGAGCUCACCCUGUCAUCGCAGCACUCCAGACAGCGAUCUGGAGGUGCAGCAGGUGGUUGGCAGCUUAGCCUCCUCCUCCAGCCAAGGUGUCAGCGGAGGCCGCAAAGAGGUCUCCUUUGCCCCCUUGAAUCUGUCUCAGAGUGUCCAGCGAACCAGAGCUGUGGCCCAGCCUGCGAGCUACGGUGAGCCCAGAGUGAGUGGACAGCAGCAGCAGCAGCAGCCAGUGGGGCCGCCGGCCCAUGCUGUCAUGCUGGCCAACGGGCAGCCGGUGCUAAUCCCUGUGGAGUAUCACCCGCAGCCGCAGCAACACUACCCAGCGCAGGCUAAUGAUGGCUCUUCCAAGUCCUCCUUUAAAGUCUCAGACACUUUAGCCAGAGCGUGCCUCCCCGAGAGGGCCGCAGGAGAGCCGUUCGUACCCCAGCAACAGCCUCCCGCUGAGGUGACCCAGGCCUUAGCCUCCGCCGCCCCCGGUCCGGUCACCGGCAACCCGUCGCACUUCAUGAAAGGCGCCAUCAUCCAGCUGGCCACCGGGGAACUGAAGCGAGUGGAAGACCUGCAAACUCAGGACUUUGUACGCAGCGCUGAGCUGAGCGGAGGGUUGAAAAUAGACUCCAGCAUGGUUGUGGACAUCCGCGCCAGCCAGCAGAGGCCCGGUUUGGUAACGCUGCAAUUCACCGUCGGGGAGCAGCAAAGCAAAGUGACCAUCGACGUUCCGCCGGAGCACCCCUUUUUCGUGUUUGGCCAAGGCUGGUCGUCGUAUAGCCCGGAGCGCACCGCACAACUCUACGGUUUGGCCUGCCACCAGAUGCAAGUCGGGGAUGUGUGCGUCUCGGUCACGCUGCAGCAGCAAGCGUCGCAGCAGAAAGCUGCGCAACAGCACAUCGCGGCCAGGACGUUGAGCAAAAGCGGCUCCGUGUCGGAACCUGCUCAUCGGCUUAUGGGGCCUCCCGCCCCGCAGCACUCGCGCCCUCAGGCUCAUUUCAGGACAGAGCGCGUGCACAGAGACAGACCGAGGGAGGCUGAGAAAGACGCGGCUGACAAGGAAGAAGCCGAACCCCACGUCAGGCCCGGUCGGACCUCGGGCGAGUACCCCCGCAGUCAAAGCGGCUACCAGUUGCACACGCACGCCUCAGCCUUCGUAGGCAUCGCCACAGGGGCUUCUCAGAGACGCUGGUCUUCUCCUGGCCUCCAAAGAUACAAUCUAAAGGGAGAGCACACUGCCUGUCCUCAGAUCACCACCUCUGGACACAUCCGGCCUUCAUUCAUCCCCCAGGAGGUCAAACUGUCCAUCGAGGGACGCUCCAAUGCGGGAAAGUAA
This is a messenger RNA of Nerophis lumbriciformis (worm pipefish), 2265 nucleotides long. NCBI's taxonomy places the organism in Eukaryota, Metazoa, Chordata, Actinopteri, Syngnathiformes, Syngnathidae. The record is from RefSeq and is a predicted model, not a curated record.